UAAAUAUAUGUACACAAACUAUAUGACGCACCUAUAACAUUGCAGUCACAUGCAACUUACAAGUUUUACUUUGUUUAGCUUCCGUUCUCUGAAGACGACAGAUUAUUUUGUCCCGAAAAAUUAUCAACUGAAUAGGAAAUCAAUAUUUUCACAACAUGCCGCUUGGACAUCACCACCACCACCACCACCAUCCUCCUGCUCAUCAUCAUCACGGUGGGCGUCACCAUCAUCAUGGACCCGGACCAGCCUUUGGCUUCGUGGCUGGAGUAGCUUUGGCUGGAGCUGCCGCGAGCCGUCAGCCGCCCCCACCCAGGACAGUCGUCAAGGAGGAGAAGACUAUUGUCUACGUGAACAACCCACCGCCUAGCUACCCAACCGGGACCGCCCCACCGCCCCAGAACUACCCGUACCCUCAGCAGGGUUACCCGCAGCCACAGCAACCCCCACCAUCCUACCCCUACCCAUCAGCGCCUCCGGCUACCGGUUACCCGCAACCCCAACCAGCUGUCAGUUAUCCCUACCCACCACCAACUUCGGGUUAUCCUCAACCGCCACCAAGCGGUUACCCGAGCUCUGGAUAUCCGAGAUAGAAUGAAAGGUACUGCAAUCAUAUGAUAUCCUUACGGGUUGGCUUCGUAAAAUCUUGGUUUACCGCCCAAACCGUCUAAGAAUAGAUUUUCAAGCUGAUCAUCACAGCACAGUCAUCAAGAAUCAGAGACUAUAAUUUUCCUGUCGCAGACGGCGCCCUAACCAAUCCUUUCACAUAGCCAUUUAGCAAAGGGUUGGGCCAAAUCGUUGUAUGGGAUAAGAUAUUAUGCAAUGCUCUUGAAAAUAAUAUAGAAUGAUCGAUAUCAUUAUGAAUUUUUAUUUCUUUCAUAUACACUGUAUAUAACGUAGCCGGGGAAAUUGUUGUAGAGCAUACUUAUUUUCAAUAAUGAUUUUAAUCGAUAUAUUCGAGAGUUGGUUGUACGAUGUAAGAUACAAUAAUAUAGAAAAAUCAUAUUAUUACCAACAAAUAAAUAUUGCCAUUGAAGGUUUAAAAAAAUGUAUUAGGACCCAAGAAAGUUCGAGAGUUGAUUAGCUAUUUACAAUGUAAGAUAAGUUCAUUCUAAUUCGGUUCAGUAUCAUUUAUUUCCAUCAAAAUGAAAAUGAAAAUACAAAUAAUACUUUUUUUCUACCCCCAUGAUAAAACAAAUAAGAUUUGUUUUUCAGCACCGUACAAUAUAAGUGAUAAUAGC
Molecule: messenger RNA, 1238 nt
Organism: Strongylocentrotus purpuratus (purple sea urchin)
Lineage: Eukaryota; Metazoa; Echinodermata; Echinoidea; Camarodonta; Strongylocentrotidae
Product: protein lifeguard 1
Exons: 4
Coding region: 156-590 (144 amino acids)
Source: RefSeq, a predicted model, not a curated record